Molecule: messenger RNA, 4252 nt
Organism: Phycodurus eques (leafy seadragon)
Lineage: Eukaryota; Metazoa; Chordata; Actinopteri; Syngnathiformes; Syngnathidae
Gene: stk35
Product: serine/threonine kinase 35
Exons: 3
Coding region: 243-1511 (422 amino acids)
Biological process (GO): peptidyl-serine phosphorylation; positive regulation of autophagy; autophagy
Cellular component (GO): cytoplasm; autophagosome
Molecular function (GO): protein serine/threonine kinase activity; ATP binding
Source: RefSeq, a predicted model, not a curated record
CACGCCCCUUGUUCUCUGCUCGCUGGAACAUUUUGUUUUUCGGAAGCCAAUUUACUUGCCACACUUGCUCCACUAAUGGCAAUAAGCUGACUUCGCAAAAUUCUCUGCACUUUAUUGACACGUUGACGUUAAAUCUCCCUUGAACGUGACAAGACGGGCGUCAAAUUUGAUGAGUUUGGAGUUAAAGUAAUGAAAUGUAAACACGCCUACCAUCCGUGCUCAUUGUGUCCCAAAAUUAAAUCAUGGAUGUUUGCGACGGGAAAAAGAAGAGAAAGGUAAGCGGCGGCGGAGUGCGGGUUUGCAGGCGAAAUGUGGCCGGGAAGUCGAAACGAGAGGCGGCCAAAGUCCUCCGCUCCCUCACGGUGGAGGACAACAACAACUUCCCGGAGCCCAUGGAGGAAGCGAACGAAGAAGACUGCUUCUCCAUUAGCUUCCUCCGGACAGGUAGGACAGAGCCUGCCGUUCUGGUGCCGCCACGAUACACGCUGAUCCGGGAGGUUGGCCGGGGGAGCUACGGCGUGGUGUACGAGGCCAUUGCCCGGAAAACAGGAGCCAGAUUGGCGGUGAAAAGGCUCCAGUGCGACGCCCCGGAGAACGUCGAGCUGGCUUUGGCCGAGUUCUGGGCCCUGACCAGCCUGGAGAACCGACACCAGAAUGUGGUCCAACUGGAGGAGUGUGUCCUGCAAAGGAACGGCCUGGCCCAGAAGAUGAGUCAUGGCAACAAGAGAUCCAAACAAUACCUGAGGCUGGUGGAGACCUCACUGAAAGGGGAACGCAUCAUAGCUCAGCCAUCGGAACCGUGUUACCUCUGGUUUGUAAUGGAGUUUUGUGAAGGUGGAGACCUCAACAAGUACAUCUUGUCUCGGCGACCUGACCCUCAGACCAACAGGAGUUUCAUGCGCCAGUUGACAAGUGCAGUCGCUUUCCUGCACAGGAACAACAUUGUUCACCGGGAUCUGAAGCCAGACAACAUUCUAAUCUCACAGAAAUCGGGUGCACCAGUUCUCAAAGUUGCUGACUUUGGCUUAAGUAAAGUUUGUGCUUCCAUGAGUUCUAAGAACAUUGAGGAGUUGCCCACAGCUGGUGCUGGUGGCAGAGGGAGCAACCAGAACAACAUCGUUAACCUUAACAAGUUAUGGUUGUCCUCUGCUUGCGGGUCAGACUUCUACAUGGCCCCCGAGGUUUGGGAGGGCCACUACACGGCUAAGGCGGACAUCUUUGCCUUGGGCAUCAUUAUAUGGGCAAUGAUCGAGCGGAUCACUUUCAUUGACGCAGAGUCCAAACGAGAGCUGCUGGGCACAUACGUACGACAAGGCUCAGAGAUUGUGCCUGUUGGCGAGGCAUUGUUGGAGAACCCCAAGAUGGUCCUCCACAUUCCUCAGAAGGCCAGAAGCUCCAUGUCAGAAGGGGUGAAGAAACUCCUCCAGGAAAUGCUUGCUUUCAACCCUCAGGAGCGACCUGACGCCUGUCAGCUGGAGGUGCUGAUGGACCGGGUCACGUGUGCUGCAUGAAGGUCCAACCUUCUCAACCCUUCCCCCUUUUCCCCCUCAAAAUAGUCAAAAGAAGGGACCUCUUUAUUUUCCAGAUUUUCUUUUAACCGCAAUGAUGUGGACUCGAGACAGAGAAAGGGAAUCCGACAAUGCAAAACUGUGAAGAACACAACACCUUCAUUUGGUAUUGAUUUGAUCAGCUGCCUUGAUUGGGACCAGUAUGCAAACAACUUUUCCAGGACCACCCUUGAAACAAUCUUUACUCUGUAACUGUUGUUUUCUUCUUUACUUUUUUCAUGGUGAAUGUGAAAUGGCGAUGCUUUCGGUUUCCCAACGUUGUGCCUUAAAGAGGGUCUUCUAACACUGUAACAAUUAGUCACGCUCAGAGUUCUCAUCCCCUGGUCUUCCCAUGUGACUGUUUGACUGAGGACAGCCACACAGUGGCUAGCGAGUAGAGGGCAAGUGAAGUGAAGUGAAGUGAAGGGAAGGAAGAACAAGUAGAUAAGCAUACAAAGACUGUCGAGGCUUUCCAAAAGAUUUUGUUUGUAAACACAGAGUGCUCCAACAAUCCUUCACUCUCCAUUGUGCAUCUGACCAAACCAUGAUGUAGCAUUUCAUUUCAGUGACUCUGCAGUAGUGGUGGACUUCAAAGUAUUACCUUAUGUGGUCUGGAGCUACCUCAUUAUCAACACUCUUUACCUUUACACACUUGUUUAAAAAAAAAUCCUCAGGUUCUUAGCGAGUUAUUCAAUACGAAAUAUGCGUCUGACUAGUUUUCUUAUGGGUUUUGGACUUAGACAUACAUUAGCGUAGGGCUGGGUGAUUAAUCAAAAUGUAAUCGUGAUUUCGAUUUUGGCUUCUCACGAUCAUAAAAACGUUAUUAUUAUUAUCGGGGGUAAAAACGAUUGUGCCGCGGAGCGGGUUAUGUUCCAACGUGGUAAAUGCACCCUGCGUUGCUUGUAGCAAGCGUGUGACACAUGUUCCUUGCCCUGCCUGAGCGUACUUUAAGCUAUUUAUUGACACCCCAGAUGGAGUUUACUCUAAAAACUAAACGCACAACAAAAAUAAUUGCACACAUUGUAUAUUUCAAUACAAGAAACACAUCGUUUUAAAACUCGCCAGCUUAUGCUAACAAUUAAUUGAAAACCCUGUUGACGGGCUAGUUAACAUUAGCAUUACAUCACGGGAGGGACUUACCUUCAGAUAAUGAAUAUUCACACACAAGUGCCCUUGUAACACAUACAGAGAGACAAUGAAACCAUACUCACAGACAAAUAUUCUUCCUAAUCUGUGAAGAAUGACUUUUAUUGUGACUUUCUUCUUCUGCUCUUUUUUUUUUAUUUUUUUUUUAUAAUAAAUAAGCUUACUGUAAAUAUGCAGCUCCAUGCAUGUAUCGCACCACAUUGCCCCUAAGAGGCCAAUGCGCACAUAGCAGGAACAGCAGAUAAAGUCAUGGCUUUGUAUAAGCCUGACAUGAAAUCCGACAAAAUAAUUUCCUGUUAUAGGUCAAUUAGAUUACCAAAAUUAUUUCAAUUUGCUAAAUGCCAUAAUAUUGAAUGAUAUAUUUUUUGCAGAAAAAUAUAUAUAACAGACAAUACAGUCACCCCAGGCAUGCCAAUGUUUUUAGCCAUGGCUGUAUUUAUUUAUAUUGAUCGCUUUUAUUUCAAUUUUUAAAUAUAUUAUUUUACUUGACUAAUUUAUUUUCUGGUUCUUUUUAAGUUAUAUUUAAAUUUGAGUCGUGGUAGUUACAUAAAUACUAAGUUUCGAAUCAAUGUAAAAUUGUCUUUAUUAAUCGUGAUUUAAAUAUCAAUCAAAAUAAUCGGCCAGCGACUCCAACUACCGGAGGAAAAUUCCUUGUGCGUUUUUGGCAUACUUUGCAAAUAAAGAUGAUUCUGUUUCUGAACAUCGUGAUUAUUCUUCUUUCCAUAAUCGCCCAGCCCUACUUCAGCGCUCAUUAACAUCUUUCUUGCCCUCAACGUGGUCACCUUAUUGUAAUCUACUUCCUAUAAUGUGUUGUGAUUGUACAUUUUAGCCAAUGUGAAGACAAUCUCCAAAACUAAAUGGAAAUACAGUAUAUGGUCCGUUUCAUCGACAACCGUUAUGCACAUGAAUUACACACACACACACACACAAUCCGGAUCAACAAUGUAAUCAUGCUCUAUUGAUUUACAAAGGAUUAGUUCAACAUCAUUAUAAUGUAAUAAAACGCAGAAAGCUCCUUAAUCCUUGUAGGAUUUUUUUCCAAAAUUUCAAUUUUCCAAAUUCAGUGAAAAAUGGUCUUUUGCCUCUUGCUGUUUUUAUAAAAAUGUAGAUCAAAACUUCUUCUCAACAUUAUUCAUUGAGGUGUUUGUUUGUUUUGUUUUACUUUGCUGUGGUUGAUGCAGUGCUCAAGUGUAGGUCUUUAAGGAUCAUAAAAAUAAUCUUAAACUUGAGUUUAAGCUUGUUGUCUCUAUUUUCUUUCAAACUCAUCGUUCAGGGUGGUUCCACUUGAAAUAAAAAAAAACCUUCACACUAUGCAAAAUGUUUCACUGCCUCACUGGGAACAAUUCACAGAUGUGUGUGUGUGCGUGUGUGUGUGUGUAAUAAGUCUUAUGUAUGAAGAUGUUCCUCUCAGUGCAUUUUCCCCACUGUAUACUGAAAUGUAUUUUAUGUACAUCAACAAGUCUUUUGUUAGUGAAGUCUACGCGAACCAUUUACAUGUUUAUGCUUUUUGUUCUCUUGUAAAUAUAUGACAGUUUCUUGAAAUAAAUGUUCCAAAUCGA